AUGACAAAUACAAGUGUAACAACUGAUAAUACAAUAGAAUUUAUACGUAUUUAUAUUAUUUGUCGUUGUCUAUAUUUAAUUAUUUUUGUUAUUGGUAUUAUUGGAAAUAUAUUGAAUAUAAUAGUUUUUUGUCGAAAAAAACUUCGUUCAAAUUCAUGUUCAACUUAUUUUAUAGCUUAUUCAAUAAAUAAUUUUAUGAAUUUGACUAUUGGUUUAUUUAUGUGGUCAUUAACUUUUGGUUUUAAUCUAGAUUUAGAAUAUAAAUCAGUAACUUAUUGUAAAGCUCGUCGAUAUUUUACACAUGUUAAUUUUCUUCUAUCAUCAUGUUUAUUAACAAUGGCAUCAAUUAAUCGUUAUGCACGUGUUCGUCAAGCACAAUUAACAAAAAAUCAUCAUCGUUAUAUAAUUCUAUGUGAACGUCGAACAACAUAUAUUAUUAUUAGUUUAACAAUUAUUUUUUGUUUACUUGUUAAUAUACAUAUUCCAGUACUUUUUGAAAUAUCUGACAAUGAUUGUUAUGCUCGAAAGGGUGUACAUAGAAUUUUAUUUGAUAUUUAUUUUCUUGUUUUCUAUGCUUUACUUCCUCCAUUAUUAAUGGUUGCUUUUAAUAUAGCAACUGUCAGACAUAUAAGAUGUAUUAAAAAAUUAAUACAUCCAACAGUAUCUCGUGGUGAAUAUCAGUUUAUUAUUCUUGUUAUGGCACAUAGUUUUUCAAAUGUAAUUUUUACAAUACCAUAUACAAUUAAUAAAUUUAUUUAUUAUACAUUUGAAAAUGGUACACCAUCAGAAAAAGAAAAACUUAUUACUACAAUAACACUUUUAAUUGCAUUUAUGAAUCCUGGAUUUUCAUUUUAUUUAUACACAUUAACAACAAAAUCUUUUCGAUCUGAAUUUAUUCAAGUUUGUAAAGAAUUUUUCAUUGGAAAAAUGUCUUAUUCAUGUCAAAAUAAAAUGAAUGAUAUUACAACACAAAAAACUGAUGUAACUAGUUUACGUUCUUCUAUACCAACGGUAUUAUCAGAGAAAUAUUAA
This is a messenger RNA of Rotaria sordida, 1032 nucleotides long. The record is from the annotation of a GenBank genome assembly. NCBI's taxonomy places the organism in Eukaryota, Metazoa, Rotifera, Eurotatoria, Philodinida, Philodinidae.